AUGGUACUCAGGAAGUGUUGGGGUAAGAACGGGGCAGGUAUUUUAGUUGACAUGGACAUAAAGGAGCUCGUGGUCGAGGUUAGGAGGAUAAACGAUAGGUUGAUGAGUAUUAAGCUUAUAGUUGGAGGGUUUACUGUAAACGUGAUUAGUGCAUAUGCUCCUCAGGAAGGUUUGGACCAGGAGGUCAAGAAGCAAUUCUGGAAGGAUUUGGAUGAGGUGGUGCGUAGUAUCCUGCACACCGAGAAGUUGUUCAUUGGUGGAGAUUUCAAUGGCCAUAUUGGGGCUAGUGCUAGGGGUUAUGAUGAUGUGCACGGCGGAUUCGGAUUUGGAGAGGUCCAAGCUAAAGUGGAAACCAAGAAAGCUUCUUAUUUGAAGCUAGUGGAGAGUACAAAUGAGGAGGAAAGAAGGACCUAUCGGGAGUGUUACAAAAAGGCAAAGAAAGAGGAAAAAUUAGUAGUUACGGUGGCUAAGAACGCGGUGUUUGCUCGUUUGUACGAGGAGAUCGGGGGCAAAGGCAGGGACAAAAAGUUGUACCGGUUGGCUAAGGUGAGGGAGAGGAAGGCCCGUGACUUAGACAAAGUCAAGUGCAUCAAGUAUGAGGAUGGAAAAGUAUUGAUGGACGAGGCUCUUAUUAGAAGAAGAUGUCAGACAUACUUCCAUAAACUAUUAAACAAGGAGGAGGAUAGAAGCAUUCUGCUGGGGGGCUUGGAGCACUCCGAUAGUCGACGGGAUUUUGGGUACUGUAGGCGGAUUAAGGUAGAGGAGGUGGAUGAGGCAAUACGUAAGAUGUGCAAGGGAGGAGCAACAGGUCCAGGCGAAAUACCGGUGGAAUUAUGGAAGAGCACGGGGCGAGCAGGCUUGGACUGGCUCACUAGGCUGUUUAAUAUUAUUUUCAGGACGAAGAAGAUGCCCGAAUAA
Molecule: messenger RNA, 918 nt
Organism: Nicotiana tabacum (common tobacco)
Lineage: Eukaryota; Viridiplantae; Streptophyta; Magnoliopsida; Solanales; Solanaceae
Source: RefSeq, a predicted model, not a curated record